Nematolebias whitei (Rio pearlfish) is the source of this 1792-nucleotide messenger RNA. It is a transcript of the gene znf148, whose product is annotated as zinc finger protein 148. The transcript is spliced from 2 exons. Bases 1 to 1680 code for a protein of 559 amino acids. The record is from RefSeq and is a predicted model, not a curated record. Lineage: Eukaryota; Metazoa; Chordata; Actinopteri; Cyprinodontiformes; Rivulidae.
AUGGACAUAGAUGAUAAAGCAGCAUUAUAUCAGUGUUGUGUUUUCUGUCUCCAGUACUUCUCCAGAACGGAUCGGGUUUUAAAACACAGACGAAUGUGUCACGAAAACAGAGAAAAGAAGACCAACAAGACCACUGGUAAAGGUGGGCCUGUGCGCGAAGCCGAUUCUUCAGGAUCUCUGUUUCUUCCCAAAGAUUGUUCUCUACCGAAGAAAAAGCGCCAAAAAUGUGCAGAAAAGAGUUUAGGAACUUCUGCUGCCGCCCACACCGACCGGCACACCUUUGCUAUGGAAGAAACCGAAGAGAAGGAGGAGCAGAGUCGAGAUAAAAUAGAAAGUCCGUCACUAUAUAAUGUGACCUCCAAGGUCAAACAUGAAUAUGUGAUUGCUGACUACUCAGUGGAACUUCCUGAAGAAACAGCCAGCGAACACGAAGACGAACAGUUGACGCCAGAAGAAGCGACCCCACCUAAAAUCGUGUUGAAGAAAGUCCCCAAAGGCAGUCUUAAACAGUCCAGUGAGCGCACCCCUCCAUGUUUGCCCACCUCCUUGUCCUCCUAUGAGGAAAGUGAUAAAGUGGGACAGUACUCUUUUGAAAUCGUGGACAAGCAAAGCCUUUUAGAUGCCGAGGGAACCUCUGAACUCGAAUCAGUCGAAACUCUCCAAGAAGGACCAACAAAACCGGCAGCCAGCAGCACAAACUACGAAGAUGCCAUGCAGUUUCUCAAGAAGAAGCGUUACCUUCAAGCUGCCAUGGCCAACAACGGUCGGGAGUACAGCCUGAUUACAAGCAGCAUCUCUUCGCAGCCGUCCGUCACGCAAACUGUGUCAACUGUCAUUGAUGAAACUGUCCCUGCCACCAUCCUGGAGCCCCAGCCAAUCAACACUGAGAUAAAGACGACUCAUGAGAAAAGCGUUUUGCCUGAUGAGGUUCUUCAAACCUUGUUGGACCACUACUCCAACAAAGGUAAUGGUCAGUCAGACAUUUCUUUUAGUGUUGCUGACACAGAGGUGACCUCGAGCAUAUCUAUUAACUCCUCCGACGUUUCAGACAGCAGCCCCGUGGACAGCCUCGGAGCCUCCAGUGCCCAAGCUCAGCCGCCUUCUGAAAAAGUCAGUCUCUUGCAAGAAUACUCCAAAUUCCUGCAGCAAGCGCUGGAGAGGACCAGUCAGAACGACAGCUACCUGACCAGCCAGAGCCUCAGUUUGGUCUCCGAAAACCCCACGUUAGCUGGACAGCCUCUGCUUUCCACAGAGAAACAGUUUUCCUCUCCCAGCAGGUUCAAAUCAGGGAUGAGCUCUCCAAUGAGAUCCACUUUAGACAAACCUCAUUUUGGAUUACUGGUAGGAGACCCCCACCACUCGUUCUCGUUUUCAGGUGACGAGACCACUUCGCCCUCUGCUGAGGAGGACUUCUUGGAGCAGGUUUCGCCUUCUAAAAAAACGGACUCCUCACAAGGGAUGCUGCAGACUUUCCAGAUAAGCUCUUUUGAACAGAACUUCAAAUCACAUUUCCAGACAUCAAGAUCUGCAUCGUCCUCGCAGUUUACGGUCACCAACGGACAAGUAAGCCUCCGAGGACACAGCACGGACUUCUCAGAGUUUUCUUUAGGUCGAGUCCCAGAGGCUAGAUCUCAGUUGAACUCCUCCCCUGACGUUUCAGCCAGUGAAUCAUUUGGCUGAACAAAAGAGAGGAAAAACUUAUUUUUUGUUCAUUUUAGCAGCACUUUAUCUCAUUUGUCUUGUUUUGCCAAAACAAAUAUCACAAUUGUGAUUUUUUUUUUUCUUAAAGCAG